AUUUAUAUUACUUAACUACUAACUCAUUCAAAUUCCUAGAUCUUGCUUUAUAUAUUCCAUUUUCUGUUGAAUGAUUUUCUGUUUUUGGUCUGUGUGUGUUAAGUUUUGCAAGAUCUGGUUUACACAUUUUGUUAGGGCAAUUCUAGACAAAUCUUGAGAAUUUGGAGAGAGUAUUGAUAUUAGAAGAUAGUGGAGAAAAAUAAUCAAAUAUGGAUUUUUCAAUGAUUUUUGUUGUUAGCAACAUUUUGCUGCUUCUAAGUUCAUCAGCAUUUGCCAAAACUGUUGUUAGUCCUCCUUCACCAAGUCCAACACCAACUCCAGCACCAGCACCAGCACCAGAUUUUGUGAACCUCACUGAUUUGCUCAGUGUUGCUGGUCCAUUUCACACUUUCCUUCAAUACCUUGAAUCCACAAAAGUGUUAGACACAUUCCAAAACCAAGCUAAUAACACUGAAGAAGGAAUUACUAUCUUUGUACCAAAAGAUAGCGCCUUUUCAGCUUUGAAGAAACCUUCUUUAUCAAAACUCAAAGAUGAUCAGAUAAAACAAGUGAUCCUUUUCCAUGCAUUGCCACAUUUCUAUUCUCUAGCUGAAUUCAAAAACCUUAGCCAAACUAGCUCCACUCCUACAUUUGCAGGCGGAGAUUACACGCUGAAUUUCACCGAUGAUUCAGGAACCGUUCACAUUAGUUCUGGUUGGUCAAUUACUAAGGUGACUAGUGCAGUUCAUGCCACUGAUCCUGUUGCAAUUUAUCAAGUUGAUAAGGUUCUGCUUCCUGAGGCUAUUUUUGGAACUGAUAUUCCUCCUGCACCAGCUCCUGCACCAACACCAGAAAUUGCUCCUGCAGCAGAUUCUCCAACUCAACAAAGUGCUGAGAGUAAAUCGACAUCGCCUUCGUCUUCGCCCGAUGGUUCAUCUUCUUACAAAAUCAUAAGCUAUGGAAUUUGGGCCAACAUUGUCUUGGCAACUUUUGGUGUGCUUAUGGUCUUGUGAUUGUGAUGAGGAGGAAAAUCUCUAUUCAAAUAUUUAAUUUAGAUUUAUGUUUGUGUAUCUACCUUUAUUUGGUGAUAAUUUGCUUUGAUUUGAGUCCAAUUUUUUUGUGAACAUAAUCUGUUAUUCAAUAUAUGUAUGAGAAUGUGAUUUCUAUUAAACACUUUUUUUUAAAAAAACUAAAUAAAUAAAUAACUGGUAGCCUAUGA
This is a messenger RNA of Cicer arietinum (chickpea), 1198 nucleotides long. RefSeq names its product fasciclin-like arabinogalactan protein 7. Gene Ontology annotation, biological process: plant-type secondary cell wall biogenesis. Lineage: Eukaryota; Viridiplantae; Streptophyta; Magnoliopsida; Fabales; Fabaceae. Gene Ontology annotation, cellular component: plasma membrane. The record is from RefSeq and is a predicted model, not a curated record.